Messenger RNA from Priapulus caudatus, 553 nucleotides. RefSeq lists its product as uncharacterized. The coding region runs from base 50 to 553 and encodes 167 amino acids. The record is from RefSeq and is a predicted model, not a curated record. Lineage: Eukaryota; Metazoa; Priapulida; Priapulimorpha; Priapulimorphida; Priapulidae. The transcript is spliced from 6 exons.
UUAUACAAAGCAUCGAAUUACAUUAAGUAUUCGGCACCUAAAUCGAAUCAUGAGACAACUUAAUAUUCAGCGACAUGCUCCCCCCACUCAGGUGGCCGCUGCUAUUCAGUAUGAGAUUUCCGGUAGUGGUGCAUAUCUCGGAUGUCGCAGCAUGGCAAAAAGGCUCAUGUCCAAAUAUCAUUUGAGAGCAUCCAGAGCCAUGGUUCUUCAAAUACAAAACGAGCUGGAUCCUGCAGGGGUGAAGCUUCGUAAGGAGCACAAAUUAAGCAGACGAGUCUACCGUAACGCUGGGCCUAAUUUUCUAAUUCACCUGGAUGGAUAUGACAAAUUGAAGCCCUAUGGCUUUGCUAUCCAUGGAUGUAUGGAUGGAUACUCCAGACGGAUUCUUUGGUUGCGAGUUGCCAAUACAAAUAAUGACCCUGCUGUUGUAGCUUCCUACUUCAUUGACUACGUGAAGAAAAUACAAGGAGUCCCAAGAUGUGUUCAGAUGGACGCAGGCACGGAGAACGUCACCAUACAAGAUAUUCAGACAGCAUUUAACAGCCAUGAUUAA